AUGGCCACGCCUACCAGAAGAUAUGAGAGCUCGCCACGGAGAUUCCAAAUUAGAGUCGGCUCGACAAGGCAUUAUAGCGGAACUAGACAUCAGGUGUCGGAGGUGAAUAAGCAUGGCUCGUACAGGCCGAGGACUUUUGAUUUCGACAUCGCCACGAUGAUACUAAGCACUCCGGUGUCUCUCAAUGCUAAGACCCAGUUGGUUGAAAUGGCAUCUGGCGGGAAUCAGUACGAUGGAAGAACAGCAACUGUCAGUGGCUGGGGAACCACUAGUGAAGGUGGAAAUACCAGCCCUGAACUUAGGUGUGUUGAUGUUCCAAUCGUAACGAACUCCGCCUGCAAUGCUGCGUACGGCUCAAUCACCAGCAAUAUGCUCUGCGCUGGCUACGACGCUGGAGGAAAGGACGCUUGCCAGGGUGACUCUGGUGGACCACUGGUCAUCAAUCAUUCCUGUAACUCCAUGUCCACGGAUGCUGACGGCGACCCACUCUUGGUGGGUGUGGUAUCGUGGGGUUACGGCUGUGCGGCUGCGCAAUAUCCUGGCGUAUAUGCUCGGGUUUCGGCCCUCAGAGGAUGGGUCGAUUCAAAUAUGCAUUAACCAAAAGGGAAUGUGACGCCGGUGAGCUCCUGCCAACUAUAAUAAUACGUUUGGAUGAUGGGUGGAUUUAUUUCAUAUUCUCCACAUAGGCCUGGCUAAAAGAUAAUAACAUUAACAAUGAUCUUGAUUAAAAAUUUCGCGGUUUUGGGAAAUAAGUUCCCCGGUUGGGGGAUAACAAGUUUAAUAAAAAUUUCAAAUAAAAUUGAUAUUUUGCCGAAUAUUAACGAUUUC
Priapulus caudatus is the source of this 828-nucleotide messenger RNA. RefSeq names its product trypsin-1-like. Gene Ontology annotation, molecular function: serine-type endopeptidase activity. Lineage: Eukaryota; Metazoa; Priapulida; Priapulimorpha; Priapulimorphida; Priapulidae. Gene Ontology annotation, biological process: proteolysis. Bases 1 to 597 code for a protein of 198 amino acids. The transcript has 5 exons. The record is from RefSeq and is a predicted model, not a curated record.